Molecule: messenger RNA, 622 nt
Organism: Pisolithus orientalis
Lineage: Eukaryota; Fungi; Basidiomycota; Agaricomycetes; Boletales; Pisolithaceae
Exons: 3
Coding region: 74-388 (104 amino acids)
Biological process (GO): protein import into mitochondrial matrix
Cellular component (GO): PAM complex, Tim23 associated import motor
Molecular function (GO): ATPase activator activity
Source: RefSeq, a predicted model, not a curated record
CCCAAACUCACCUCCGCCAGUAAUUCAUCUCCCAAAUAAUAGUUACAGGACUCUUCUCAGACAGUUUCCACGCAUGGCGACGCCAGUCAUCGUUGGCCUGGGUGCGAUAACCGCCGCUCUCGUUGGACGACAUUUGGUUCGCAGUGGUGUAAUUGGGAAAAGAGCCGCAGAUGAAUGGGUCAAAGGCGGUUUCAAAGCCAAGAUGGAUCGCAGAGAGGCUGUAGCCAUUCUCGGUCUCAAGGAUGGACCGAGUCUUCGCACUAGAUUCAAGGACGCUCACCGACAAAUUAUGCUUGCGAACCAUCCCGACCGUGGUGGCUCGCCCUAUUUGGCCAGUAAAAUCAACGAAGCCAAAGAUUUACUCGAAAAAACCGACGGUAAACGAUAAUACCUUCAUACUUUUCGCACCCCCUGGGGCUUUUUUGCACUUUCAAUACUAUGUACACCGGCCAUGUAUAACUCAUACCAAUGUUACUACGUCAUAACCUUAGCAUGUACCACUCAUUCUUUCGCUUUUUGUCCAUGCACCACCCUGCUCAUUUAAUGGCCGAAUGGGAAGUUUGGAUGACUAAGCAGCCUGAUAUCCCUGAUUUGAAAGUAGGACAAGAUGCGAUAUCUCCUG